Molecule: messenger RNA, 2520 nt
Organism: Pyrenophora tritici-repentis Pt-1C-BFP
Lineage: Eukaryota; Fungi; Ascomycota; Dothideomycetes; Pleosporales; Pleosporaceae
Source: RefSeq, a predicted model, not a curated record
AUGUACUCGUGUAUGACAAGACCAAAUAUAGAGGCUCAAAUCUCCAUGCAGAGCCAGUCCUGCAGAAAGCACGUAGAGAUGCGUGGCUUAGACCAGUAUCCCCCGCGUUCUCCGCAACUUCCCGAGGUCGGGCAUUCCCCGCGGUCCGGCACCUCCCCGUCGUCAACGACGAUUCACCAAAUGGCCGUUCCGCUGCCACCAGCUUCCAACCUUCACGCCAUUCUUCUCGUAACCAAGUCGCGCUCGCUCGGACCGCGUCUUGUCUUUCACUAUCCUCCGUUAUCGCCGUCGGCUGCCGCCCUUGCCGCUGCCAAAGACCCAGCUUGGUUCCGGCACGACACCUCCACGGCCAGCGUCGAUUCGCGCAGCUCAGAUAGCGACUGGGACAGCAGCGGCGACUCUGAUGAUGACAACGAUAUCGAGAUUGGUAGUCGCACAAGUGGUGGGCGUGGUUCGGGGAGGACGGCGACGGGCCGAGUGAGCGACAAGUCAAAGCUUGGUGCCGGUGUAUGGGGCAAGCAGGAGACAAUUGAUGAGGAGGACGCCGAGGACAAUGACGACCAAGAGAGCAGCGCGAGGCGGAAUGGCGGCGACCACGAUUGGGAGACGGUAUUGGGCUUCAAGACGGAUGCGCUCGAGAAGAUGCUGAGCCCGAGCAAGGACUAUAACAAGAGGCGCUUCGAGUUGGGCGUUGAGAGCAUCGUCUUUGUCGGCGCGCCCAUGUUUGUCAGAGAAGACGGGUUGUGGAAGAAGCUGAAGCGGAAAAAAAAGAAGCUGUCAGACAAGCAGAAGCUCGAGGACGGCGACCUGGUCAAGAAUCUCGCAACACCCGACGGGGAAGACACCAAGACGGCUGAAGAGCCCACAAAGCCCGUCCCCGAGCCCUUUGUGUAUCCCCCUGGAUUUGAGCCGGGCUACGGUCAUGAUUCUGCUUCCAGCGCAGGCUCGGGUGCACCAUCGGAUGCAGGGUCAGAUGCACGCAGCAACUCGACAUCGCAAGACAACGCCCCAGACAUGACCAUGUUCAAUGUCGUCUUCGUGCUGAACCCGCCAGCGCUAGAAUACCAGCAACGCGUAAAGGAGAUGUACGAGAAUGUGACGCGCAAGUAUGCCAAAGCACUCAAGUACGAAGAGGCGCGCUUCCAAUAUGUCUGGAAAGAGUCGAAGCGUAUCAUCGACAUCAAGCAGCGUGCCAAGGAAACAAAUGAAUCCAUGACGGCAACAUGGCGCAAGAUAGUCAGCACUUCACCUCUUGCAAAGUCUAUUGCCAUCAUGUUCGACGCCAUAUCGCACGACAAGAUAGCACACAUACAUUUUGAUGCCACUUUCAACACCUCGUUCCAAAUCCCCCAAGCUGACUCGACGCCGUACCUGCCCAAUGCGCUCGAGCCCCAGAUGCCAGGCCUGUGGCUCACUACGUCCAACGUCGUUUUGGAGGAUGACGAGGCACCAAUGACACAGCACGCCGCCCUGUUGCUUCUUGAAGAUGCCGAGGUGUUGAUCAAGGACCUCGGGGGUGAUGCAUCUGGUAAUGGGGCUGCCAUCGCUUUUUACAUUCGCAACAUCAUACCCACCAAGUCGCUCCUGAAGAUAUCCAAGAAACACAACAUCUCCGCGCACGACAUGGAGUACAUAGCCAGUCACCUGGUAUAUUGGCGACGCGCCCGCCUUAUUGCUCCCUUGUCUCCCCGAGAUACUUAUAUCGUGAGCCCGAACGCUGACAUGACGGUUCUUCCCGCUGCCAUCGCUGUAUACGCACAGCGCUUCCCUACCCUGCCCACGCUACCCAAAGUGCUAAGCAUGCUAUCAGGCACACCCCGGCCGUACAGGAACUUCAUCCCGACGGCCGAGCACCGCGAGGCAUACAUGGAAAUUCUGGCAUGGCUAAUGCGCGGAGGCUGGGUGACACAAUUGCGCACAUUCGCCUGGGGUGCGCGUUCAGACGCGGGCAGCACAAGCAGUCAACGCACAACCAUCGCUUUGAGCUCACUUCAACAACAACAACAACAACAACGCGCAGAGUCUCCCUCGCACAUUGGUCUUCGUGACGUGAAACCACACCGUCCCUCCCCCCUACACUUAAAACCCACUUCGCCCUCUCCCUCCCGCAACAAUUCCCUCAUAUCCCCCACAUCGCCCCUGACCAACCCCACGCCGUCAGACCCCUCGUCCUUCACGCACACCACUAUCCUCUCGCCGCAGAAAGCGUCGUCCCUGGAAGCACGCUGGCUAGACAAGAUUGCCCAGACGUUCGAGGAGUCGUCGUCGUCGGCUGCUGCUGCUGCUGUCAUGUCUACUACUGCUAAUCCCAGUCCUCCCAAACACGCGGAGGGUGCUGCGUUUGGCGGCAUCACGGGCAAGGAAUUGAGGGAGAGCUGGCCGAUGCUGUUGAGGCAUUUGGAUGGGAAACAUGCGAUUGAGGAUGUUUCGGCUAGAGAGGGGAUUAAGCGGAAGAGGGUUGCGGUGCUUUUCAAUGCUGUAAAAGAGAGGGGGUGGCUGGUUGUUGCGAGGCAUUGGUGA